This is a messenger RNA of Nerophis ophidion (straightnose pipefish), 6903 nucleotides long. RefSeq names its product putative mediator of RNA polymerase II transcription subunit 26. The transcript has 4 exons. Gene Ontology annotation, molecular function: DNA-binding transcription factor activity, RNA polymerase II-specific; RNA polymerase II cis-regulatory region sequence-specific DNA binding. NCBI's taxonomy places the organism in Eukaryota, Metazoa, Chordata, Actinopteri, Syngnathiformes, Syngnathidae. Bases 205 to 6795 code for a protein of 2196 amino acids. The record is from RefSeq and is a predicted model, not a curated record. Gene Ontology annotation, biological process: regulation of transcription by RNA polymerase II. Gene Ontology annotation, cellular component: transcription regulator complex; PcG protein complex.
GCGGCUCCUUUCGAACGGCUCGCUCCCGACCUGCCCUCCCCGAACGUGCGUCACGUAUGCAGACACACAAAAGCGAGAGGACGCUUUCAGGAAGCCAUGUUGACGACGCUCGUCACGCCACAUUUCGACGCAUAAACGGCGCGGGGGAAACCACGCCGAGGCGCGCUCGUAGUUCGACUCGGAGGACGGAGGGAGAUAGCCAAGAUGUCGGCGGACGAUUUCCAGACCAAGUACGCCUCCUUCAUGGAGCACAUUGUGAAGAGCACCGUCGAGGAAACUACCAAACUUUUUGAAACUAUGGUCGACGACCUGAAGGCGGAACUAUCAAAGGCCAAGAUGGAGAACGAGGCCCUGAAAACAACAUGCCGGGAAAACGAAACCGUGAACACUCCUUCGAUUAACGAGUCGAGCCAAAGUGAGGGCCCGGAACGCCGCGACACGGCCGUCCAAUGCGACCUUCUUUCUGGCCACGCCUCAUUGGGACAAAGCGCAGAGGAUCAAAACUCACAACGUGCUCACGAAGAACUGGUUUACUCCCUGCUGAAGGACCACGACUAUGAUGCUUCAUUUAAAGAUAUUUUUUACCAGUCGCAGCCAGAGAUGUUAACUGUCUCUCAACCCACAGUCACCAGCAAUGAACUCUUCCUUGCUCUCUCGGAUUCAUCGACAGACUCUUCUGGUGAGACUGACACAGAAGACGACCAGAUUGACCAGCAAACUGACACAGAAGACUACCAGAUUGACCAGCAAACUGACACAGAAGACUACCGGAUUGACCAGCAAACUGAAACAGAAGAUAUUGGCCAGCAAUGUACAUAUGGGAUAUGUGGAAAACGUAAUAAGUGCUUAGGGACCGCAGUUCAAGCUGGGUUAAAAAGAGAUUCCCGUUUACGCAAACAACCAACUAAAUCGGCAAAAUCACCUGCUACCGCUGAUCAGACUUUGGGGCGCAGAGGAUACGCUACUCCCACAACUUUUCAAGAACAGCUGGCCGCACCAAAGGUUCAAAUUCAGCAUCAAUCGUUUGUUAAAACACGAGCAAAUAAACAAGCAGGUGUGGUUGUGCAGCACUACAGUGGUGUUCCCCAUCCAGAGGAACAGCAAGUGGAGCCAAGACUGACGCGGAAACAAAUGCGGGAGAAGGAACAGCAAGUGGAGCCAAGACUGCUGAGGAAACGAAUGCGGGGGAAGGAACAGCAAGUGGAGCCAAGACCGCAGGAGAAGGAACAGCAAUUGGAGCCAAGACUGCCGGAGAAACAAAUGGAGGGGAAGGAGCAGCAAGUAGAGUCCACUCUGUUGAAAAAACAAAUGGAGCAGAAGGAACUGCAAGUGGAGUCAACAUUGCUGAUAAAACAAAUGGAGAGGAAGGAACAGCAAAAGGAGCCAACACUGCGGGAGAAGCAAAUUGAGAGGAAGGAACAGCAAGUACAGUCAACACUGCAGGGAAAACAACCGGAGGGAAAGAAACAGCAAGUAGAGCCAACAGUGCUAGUGAAAGAACUGGAGGGAAAGGAGCAGCCAAUAAAGCAAACACUGCCAGAGAGAGAACUGGAGGGAAAGGAACAGCAAGGAGAGCCUACACUGCUGGAGAAACAAAUGGAGAGGAAGGAACAGCAAGUAGAGCCAACAGUGCUGGUGAAAGAACUGGAGGGGAAGGAGCAGCCAAUAAAGCAAACACUGCCAGAGAAAGAACUGGAGGGAAAGGAACAGCAAGGAGAGCCUACACUGCUGGAGACACAAAUGGAGAGGAAGGAACAGCAAGUAGAGCCAACAGUGCUGGUGAAAGAACUGGAGGGAAAGGAACAGCCAAUAAAGCAAACACUGCCAGAGAAAGAACUGGAGGGAAAGGAGCAGCCAAUAAAGCAAACACUGCCAGAGAAAGAACUGGAGGGAAAGGAGCAGCAAGGCGAGCCUACACUGCUGGAGAAACAAAUGGAGAGGAAGGAACAGCAAGUAGAGUCAAUAUUGAUGGAGAAACAACUGGACGUGGGGGGGAAUAAAUGUAGCUUGACUGAAGAGGAACGGCAAGUGGAGCAAACACUGGUAGGAAAGGAACAGCAAGUAGAGCCAACAGUGCUGGAGAAAGAAGUGGUGGGAAAGGAACAGCAAGUAGAGCCAACGGUGCUGGAGGAAGAGCUGGUGGCAAAGGAACCGCAAACAAAGCAAACACCGCCAGAGAAAGAACUGGAAGGAACGGAACUGCAAGUGGAGCAACCACUGCUGGAGAAACCACUGAAGGAGGGGCAAAACAAAUGUGGCUCGACUGAAGAGAAGGCAAACGUGGAAAUAAAUGUGACUGUAAACAAAAACCGAAGGCAAAGAAAACAGCCCUCAGACAAAGUAAAACGUUUGCUUCCGACUCCGAAACAAAUAGGUGUUUCAGCGUCAAAUGAUGGUGAGGAACAUAAUGGAGUGGACCAUGUUCCUACUAUUUUUGAGAGAUACACGUCUUUAUGUGAGGUUGCAAAAGUGAAUCCAAGGUCAUGUACAACUGAAUGGGCCACCAAAGCCAGCCCUGCAAAGAGUUCAGUCCCACUGGAGAUCCGCUCCGUUCAGGGAAAUGCCAGUUCGAAAAAGACCCGAAGAAAUAGCCCACACCAGGAUAGGUCUGCCCAUAAAAAGACUGAGUUUCCAAGGAAAAGUUUAAUUAAAAAAUCUGGUCGUUCAAAAAAGUUUUACGGCAUCACAAAUGUGUGUCUGAGAUCAAGUACAGCUAAAGAUACCACCACCACCACCACAAACAGCCCUCUAAAGACUACAGACCCACCUGGUCCUAAGGAGCGUAUUUCCACCCGGGAAAAUUCUGCCUUAAAAAAGACCCAAACCAAUUCCCCACUUCAAGAUAGGUCUGAAAAUACAGAGACUGAAUCUUCAGGGAAAAGGUCAACUCGAAAUUCGGCUAAUUUGAAUAAAUCUCAUGGGGUUUCAGAAGUUUCUCUGAGGUCAAGUACAACUAAAGAUAGUGCCACAACCAGCCCCCAAAAGAUUCAAUUCUCACCUGAGAUUAUCUCCGCUCAGGAAAAUGCUAGCUCGAAGAAGAUCCAAACUGUUUCUCCACAUCAGGAUGUGUCUUGCCGUAAAAAAACUGAAUCUUCCGAUAAUGGAUUAGGUCAAGAUGGUGCUAGUUCAGAAAAGUCUCUUUGGGUUCCAGAAGUGUGUCUAAGAUCAAGCACAACUAGAGAAACCACCAGCACGCUAAAGAGUACAGUCCCACCCGAGAGUAUCUCCGCUGAAGAAAAUGCUGGCUCGCAACUGACCCAAACCAUUUCUCCACACCAGGAUUUGUCUGCCCAUAAAAAGACUAAAUUAAGUAAAAAUUCUGCUACUUCAAAAAAGUCACAUAGUUUUCCAGAAGUGUGUGUAAAAUUAAGUACAACUAAAGAUACCACCAAAACCAGCCCCGCAAAAACUGCACUCCCACCUGUGAGUAUGUCUAUUGAAGAAAAUGCUAGCUUGAAAAAGACCCAAACAAAUUUCCCACAGCAGGACAGGUCUUCCCAUAAAGAGGCUGAAUCUUUAGGGACAGAAUUAAGUAGAUUUUCUGCUAGCUCAAAGUCCCACGGGGUUACAGAAGUGGGUCUAAUAUUAAGUACAACUAAAGAAACCACCGCAACCAGCCCACCAAAGAGCCCAUUCCCACCUGAGAUUAUCUCCACUGAAGAAACUGCUAGCUCUAAAAAGACCCUACCAAAUUCCCCACAGCAGGAAAGACCCGCCCAUAAAAAGACUGACUCAUCAGUGGCAAGAUUAACUAAAAUAUCUGCAAGUUCAAAAAAGGUCACAAGUCCUUCAGAAGUGGUCCUGAGGUCAAGUACAACUAAAGUUACCACAACCAGCCCCCCAAAGAGUGCAUUCCCACCUGAGAUUAUCUCCAUUCAAGAGAAUACUGGUUCAAAAAAGACCGAAACAAAUUCCCUACAGCGGGAUAUGUCUGGCCAUAAAAAGACUGACUCUUUAGGGACUAGAUUAACUAGAGAUUCUGCUGGGUCAAAAAAGGACCAUGAAGCUCCAGAAGUGUUUUUGAGAUCAGGUACAACUAAAGAUACCGCUACAACCAGUCCUCUACAGAGUACGUUACUGCCCGAGAUUAUCUCCACCCCCAAGAAUACAGGCUCGAAAAAGACCCGAACAAAUUCCCCACACCAAGAUAAGCCUGGCAAUAAAAAGGCUGAAACUUCGAGGACAAAAUUAUCUAAUGAUUCUGCUAGUUCAAAAAAGGCCCAUGAAGCUCCAGAAGUGUUUUUGAGAUCAGGUACAACUAAAGAUACCACCACAACCAGUCCUCUACAGAGUACGUUACUGCCCGAGAUUAUCUCCACCCCCAAGACUACUGGCUCGAAAAAGACACGAACAAAUUCCCCACACCAAGAUAAACCUGGCAAUAAAGAGACUGACUCUUUAGGGACUAGAUUAACUAAAGAUUCUGCUAGUUCAAAAAAGGCCCAUGAAGCUCCAGAAGUGUUUUUGAGCUCAGGUACAACUAAAGAUACCGCCACAACCAGUCCUCUACAGAGUACGUUACUGCCCGAGAUUAUCUUCACUCCCAAGACUACUGGGUCGAAAAAGACCCGAACAAAUUCCCCACACCAAGAUAAGCCUGGCAAUAAAAAGGCUGAAUCUUCAGGGACAAAAUUAUCUAAUGAUUCUGCUAGUUCAAAAAAGGCCCAUGGAGCUCCAGAAGUGUUUUUGAGAUCAGGUACAACUAAAGAUACCACCACAACCAGUCCUCUACAGAGUACGUUACUGCCCGAGAUUAUCUCCACCCCCAAGAAUACUGGCUCGAAAAAGACCCGGACAAAUUCCCCACACCAGGAUAAGCCUGGCAAUAAAGAGACUGACUCUUUAGGGACUAGAUUAACUAGAGAUUCUGCUAGUUCAAAAAAGGCCCAUGAAGCUCCAGAAGUGUUUUUGAGAUCAGGUACAACUAAAGAUACCACCACAACCAGUCCUCUACAGAGUACGUUACUGCCCGAGAUUAUCUCUACCCCAAAGACUACUGGCUCGAAAAAGACCCGAACAAAUUCCCCACACCAAGAUAAACCUGGCAAUAAAAAGGCUGAAUCUUCAGGGACAAAAUUAUCUAAUGAUUCUGCCAGUUCAAAAAAGUCCCGUGGGGUUCCAAAAUUGUGUGUAAGGUUUAGUUCAACUAAAGAUGCCACCACAACCAGUCCGCAAGCGAGUGAACUUCCAUCUGGGAGUCGUAAGAGGCGGAUCUCCACUCAGGAAAAUGCUGGCUCAAAAAAGACCCUCAAAGAUUCCCCACACCAGGAUAGUUCUGGCAAUAAAAAGACUGAAUCUUCAGGGACAAAAUUAGCUAAAGAUUCUACGAGUUGCAAAAAUUCCCAUGAGGUUUCAAAGGGGUGUCAGGGUUCCGGUACAACUAAAGAUACCACUGCCAGCCUUCUGAAGAGUAUAUUCCCACCUGGGAGUCGUCGGGGACGUAUUGUCACUCGGGAGAAUACCGGCUCCAAAAAGAGCCAAACCAGUGCCAGUGCCCAUAAAAAGACUACAUCUUCAGGGUCAAAAUUACCUAAAGGGGACUCAAAUGAGUCCCCUUCACCAUCUGUCGGUCAGAAAGCGUCCAGUUUCAUUGAAAAUGAUGCCGGAUUGAAAGAGUCUUGCAGUGAACCUCUCAGUAGCGGCAACAUUUCUGAAGAGGAGCCCACCCCCAAACGGUUGAAAAGACCAUACAGUUCAUUAUCAGGGAAUUCUAGUCUCUCAAGCCCUCAGCGGAAAAAAAUGCCUAAGAAAGCUUCCGCUUUAAGUAAGGCGAGAGAAACCAUUGCUAAGAAACCCAAACUGGAUCAACGUAGUAUUUCAGAAAAGGUGAAAAUACGCAAAGCGAAGAAGUUAGCUCAAGGAUCAAUAAAAGAGACGGUUGCAAAAAAGACCAAAACAGACCCAUCUAAAUUAAGGAAAAGAAAGCAUGAUUCCAGCGAUGAGACGGGGAACCAGUCAACAUCUCCGUCUGUGCCAGCAAGGAAAGCUCCCGCAUUAAGAGCAAAAAGGUCUUCUUUCUCGCCGGUCCAGAAGGAGGCUCAGAGUCUUGCUGCGGUUUCACCGGUCCAGAAAGAGGCACCGUCUCCCAUGAGUCCCGCUGUCGGUUCCCCGCCACACGGUCCCUCCUCCGCCCGCGAUGUCAACACACCGCUUGGCGCAACACCGGCGCAGACUUCGUUCGUCAUUGGCCAACCUCUGCUCAAGAACCAGUGUGGGCAGUGUGGUCGCGUUCUCAGCAGCCCCGCUGUCCUCGUGAGCCACUUAAAUCUGCAUAUAGGUCACCGGCCGUUCUCUUGCCGGAUCUGUCGGAAGGACUUUCCUGAUGCCAGGGGUCUGAGACGGCACAGCUGGGUACACGCCGAUCACAGGAUCCAUGUCUGCCAGCAGUGCGGGAAGGGGUUCGUCUAUAGUUACGGUCUCACCAAACAUCUCCAGAUGGUUCAUAGGAAGAUCAAACCCUUUGUCUGCCAGAUCUGCGACAAGGCAUUCUUCACAAAGAACGACGUGGAGGACCACAUACGUAUCCACACGGGGGAGAAACCAUUCCAGUGCCACUUAUGCGGGAAGAGAUUUGUCAAGAACCUAGAGCUGAAAAUGCACGUGAAGUGGCACAAUGGAGAGAAAAGACACUGGUGUCCGUACUGCGGGAAAGGAUUCUUUGACUACAAUAACUUGAAAAGACACAAGUAUAUCCACACGGGAGAGAAACCCAAGUCUUGUCCACACUGCCCUAAACACUUUAAGCAGUCAAGCCAUUUGAAAAAGCACAUCAGAACUAUACAUAAAGAUGUGUGAGUUGAGAAAGACUAAAAGUUGUUUUCUUUAAAAAUGUAUUUUUCUGACACAUUUUAGCGUUGCCGCAAAUAGGAAGAAAUGUCUUCAAUAAAAAAAAAAUAAAACCCA